This is a messenger RNA of Triplophysa dalaica, 2096 nucleotides long. RefSeq names its product heat shock transcription factor 2 (gene hsf2). The transcript has 12 exons. Gene Ontology annotation, molecular function: DNA-binding transcription factor activity; sequence-specific DNA binding. Gene Ontology annotation, biological process: regulation of DNA-templated transcription. Bases 110 to 1624 code for a protein of 504 amino acids. The record is from RefSeq and is a predicted model, not a curated record. NCBI's taxonomy places the organism in Eukaryota, Metazoa, Chordata, Actinopteri, Cypriniformes, Nemacheilidae.
GUUGUGUUUAGUUGCGUCGUUAUUUUCGCUAGGCUAGUGUGUUGCCACAAGAACCGAUUUAACUGACUGCUGUUAUUUAUUCGAACAUUUUAUUUUUCAUUUCAGCAAAAUGAAACACAAUUCAAAUGUUCCCGCUUUUCUCACGAAGCUUUGGACCCUCGUCGAGGAUACCGACACCAAUGAAUUAAUUUGCUGGAGUCAGGAAGGAAACAGUUUCCUUGUAUUGGAUGAACAACGGUUUGCAAAAGAGAUCCUCCCAAAGUUUUUUAAACACAACAACAUGGCAAGCUUUGUUCGACAACUUAACAUGUAUGGGUUUCGCAAGGUGAUGCACAUUGAGACCGGCAUAGUGAAGCAGGAGCGAGAUGGACCGGUUGAAUUCCAACAUCUGUACUUCAAACACGGGCAGGAUGACCUGCUAGAAAAUAUAAAGAGAAAGGUGUCAAAUACACGACCUGAAGAGAGCCAAAUAAGACAGGAGGACCUUUCUAAAAUUUUGACCACUGUUCAGAGCGUCCAUGAGCAGCAAGAGAAUAUGGAUGCUAGGCUUGCCAACCUGAAAAGAGAGAAUGAAGAUCUUUGGACGGAGCUUUCCGACCUCAGACAGAAACACGUGCAACAACAGCAAGUCAUAAAGCAGCUGGUGCAGUUCAUCUUCACGUUUGUUCAGAACAAUCGCUUGUUAAACUUGAAACGCAAAAGACCGCUUGCUUUGAACAGUAAUGGAAAGAAGGCGAAAUUGAUCCACCAGAUUUACGAAGAAACCAAAGACCAUGGCAAAUCCGCAGUGAAUGGUGUCAAUGGAAUGAUGAACAGUUCCGACAUUUCUGACGAUGUCAUCAUUUGUGAUGUCAUGGAUGAAGAUUCAGAAUUUAUAGAUGACACUUCAGUAGUGGUUGAUCAGAGGGAUGCAGAAAUUGUGGAAGUCGAUUACGAAAGCAGCCAUGUUACAAGAAACAGCAGUAUUAACAGCACCGUAACAAAUUCAACCGCACAAGAAGCAGCAGCCAAGAGCCUCUCUGACAUUUCAGUGAACAGCGGAGCCCUGCAAUUGAACAAACUCUCGGGUCUAAGUUCAGAGGAUCCAGUUAAGCUAAUGGACUCUAUUCUCAGUGAGAAUGGAGCUAUUUCACAAAACAUCAACCUUCUUGGCAAGGUAGAGCUGAUGGACUAUCUGGACAGCAUUGACUGCAGUCUAGAGGACUUUCAGGCCAUGCUGUAUGGAAAACACUUCAGCAUUGACCCAGACAUCGAAGAGGAAACCGUCUUGGAACCAAGAGAUGGUAUUGGCAAAGACAAAAAAGGAAGGUUUGAGCUCGAUAAUGCAGAUAAGCAGUUGAUUCAUUACACCACCAGCCCUUUGCUGGCAUUUCUGGAUGGAUGCACACCUCUGCCCCCGCACGUUGAUCCUCAAACCGAAACCCUGAGCCAGUCUCUACUGGAGCCAAGCGCGGAGGAACCCGCAGACUUGCUGGCGGAAGCCCUAGAGACAGAGCCCCCCCGCAGCUCGCUGAUCCGUCUCGAGCCCCUUACAGAAGCACAGGCAAAUGAGGCCACGCUGUUCUACCUGUGCGAACUGAACUCUGACCUACCUGGUUCUGAUACAGCACAGCUGGAUAUUUGAAUCAGCCUGCAAAAUACAGACAUUUUUGUAAAUAUUCAUCAAAAUGGUGAUAUUUAUUUUUUGACAAUGUUUUGGUAUCAUCUGUCCAUGAGUUUGACAUUCCUUUAUUUCAGAUACGUCUUAUAUCGUUCACUAGUUAAUGUACUUCUCACUAGGAUCUCCAUCAAUCAUGCUGCAUUUAUGUUGCUGGGUUACAUUGCAGCUUGUUUUGUGAAGCACAUGUAUUCCUGUUCUUAUUAUUGACCGGUUCAGUAAAGAUCAGAGAUGGUCACGCGAGUCAACAGCUAUUCUUAAGUGUAUGGUAAAGAAGUGCCUGCCUGAUGUGCUAAUCUCGCUAAUUCUUUAUCUGUGAAGAAUCUGGUUUAGAGUUAGUUCCAUUAUAUUAGGCAACAUACAUUGAUUUGUUGUUCCUGUGAGCUUUUCAUUAUAUACUGUACUUGACAGUAGCAAAUAAAGGAUUCUUAAAGUGUCA